GUGAUUGGCAGUCCUUUUUUUUUUUUUUCCAUAUUUUCUCUAGUUCUGUUAUAUUUAUAUACAAAUAUCAUGAACUAUGGGAAUUGAGGAGAUUGAUAAACUUGACUAGCUGAUAUAGAACAAGUUGUGUUUAUACUGUUUGAUCAAAGUUCCAAUGAAAUGACGUGUUGCUGUUUCACAUUCAUGACAUGACCUUGGAUAUAUAUCCAAUACAAUCUUAUCGUGUAAUUGGUUUUCCUGUUUAGGGCCUUUGAGCUUCUUAAGUUGUAAACAUGGCAUUGGCUUCUUCUGUCAAAGUGGUUCUAGGCUCAAUUGCCUUUGCAACAUUCUGGAUAUUGGCGGUGUUUCCUGCUGUCCCUUUUCUGCCAAUUGGGAGGACUGCAGGGUCUCUUUUAGGGGCAAUGCUGAUGGUUGUGUUCCGAGUCCUAACUCCGGAUCAAGCCUACGCUGCAAUUGAUCUCCCAAUCCUUGGCCUUUUGUUUGGGACAAUGGUUGUGAGUAUCUAUCUUGAAAGAGCAGAUAUGUUCAAGUAUUUGGGGAAGUUGCUCUUGUGGAAAAGCAAAGGAGCAAAGGACUUGAUAUGUAGAGUCUGUUUGAUUUCUGCCAUUUCAAGUGCUCUUUUCACCAAUGACACCUCUUGUGUGGUUUUGACUGAGUUUGUACUAAAAGUUGCAAGACAACACAACUUACCGCCUCAUCCAUUCCUGCUUGCACUUGCCUCAAGUGCAAAUAUUGGGUCUGCAGCAACCCCAAUCGGCAAUCCUCAGAACCUGGUUAUAGCUGUUCAGAGUAACAUUCCUUUUGGAAAGUUUGUUUUAGGAAUUUUCCCUGCAAUGCUUGUAGGAGUUUGUGUGAAUGCUUUGCUUCUUUUGUGUAUGUUCUGGAAGUUGUUGUCUAUCCAGAAGGAUGUGGAAGACGCAACUGGAGAGGUUGUCGAGGAGGAUGAUGUGAUUUCUCAUCGGUUUUCACCAGCCACACUGUCACAUAGUGCAUCCUUUAACUCUCAGGAGCUGAACUCCAGACUAGAAGCCAAGAGUGUGCUAGGUUCUCCAGUUGUUGAGAACCUUAGGAACCGUGUGCCUUCAGCUGAGACUGAGAUCAAGAGGGUUUCUAGUGCUGGUGCUUUUGAGUCUGCAAGAAAUUCAAGUGCAUCAAAGACUGAGGAGACAAAUGAUGUGGCUUCCCCCAAAAAGGAGGAAACAGUUGCUCCGAAAAGGACUCCAUCAAAGGAAAGACUUAGAGAUACUUGUACUACUACAGAGUCUAUGGAAGGAAAGCAAAAUUUGAUCACAAAAUGGAGAAGGAUGUUGUGGAAAUCUGGCGUUUAUUUUGUUACGAUAGGAAUGUUGGUUGCGCUUCUUAUGGGCCUGAACAUGUCAUGGUGCGCAAUUACUGCUGCACUUGCUCUAGUUGUUCUUGAUUUCAAGGAUGCUUGGCCAAGCCUAGAAAAGGUAUCCUAUUCACUUUUAAUUUUCUUCUGUGGUAUGUUUAUAACUGUGGAUGGCUUCAACAAAACCGGCAUUCCAAGCACUCUUUGGGACUUCAUGGAGCCCCAUGCGAAAAUUGAUCAUGUUAGCGGAAUAGCAGUUCUUGCUGUUACCAUACUUGUACUAUCAAACGUGGCUUCAAACGUGCCAACUGUUCUCUUGCUUGGAGGACGAGUGGCAGCAUCCGCGGCUUUAAUAUCAGCAGCAGAUGAGAAGAAGGCAUGGCUGCUUCUAGCUUGGGUGAGUACCGUGGCCGGUAACCUCUCGCUAUUGGGAUCAGCAGCCAACUUGAUAGUAUGUGAGCAGGCUCGCCAAUCCCCACACCUUGCAUACAAUUUGUCAUUCUGGAGCCAUCUCAAAUUUGGGGUGCCCUCCACUAUUAUAGUCACUGCUAUUGGUUUGACACUGAUUAGAUGACAUUGGUGGUAAUACAAUAAUGAUUCUGUGAAUUUUAUGCCCAAAGACGAAGAUCAAUGUCAGUUACACCAGAAAGUGAUGUGUUUCUUUGAAUGUGUAUAGUGUUUUCACUGUUUUGAUUCAGAGAAGGAAGUCAAAAUUAUGUAUAUGGAUUUCUGAAC
Molecule: messenger RNA, 2065 nt
Organism: Rosa rugosa (rugosa rose)
Lineage: Eukaryota; Viridiplantae; Streptophyta; Magnoliopsida; Rosales; Rosaceae
Product: silicon efflux transporter LSI2-like
Exons: 3
Coding region: 273-1904 (543 amino acids)
Biological process (GO): transmembrane transport
Cellular component (GO): membrane
Source: RefSeq, a predicted model, not a curated record